Messenger RNA from Eriocheir sinensis (Chinese mitten crab), 2380 nucleotides. It is a transcript of the gene AP-1mu, whose product is annotated as AP-1 complex subunit mu-1-like. Lineage: Eukaryota; Metazoa; Arthropoda; Malacostraca; Decapoda; Varunidae. Gene Ontology annotation, biological process: intracellular protein transport; vesicle-mediated transport. The transcript has 10 exons. Gene Ontology annotation, molecular function: clathrin-cargo adaptor activity. Bases 123 to 1391 code for a protein of 422 amino acids. The record is from RefSeq and is a predicted model, not a curated record. Gene Ontology annotation, cellular component: clathrin adaptor complex; clathrin-coated vesicle.
AGAGGAAGACCGAAGACUAAGACCGAGACCUCGCACCUGCCAACACUUCAGAGAGGUGUGUAGGUGUGGGUCAAUGAAACUGUGAUACUACUACUACUACUACAACUACUACUACAGUCACCAUGUCAAUAUCGGCCAUUUAUAUCCUGGACGUCAAAGGGAAGGUGUUGAUCUCCCGUAACUAUCGCGGGGAUGUGGACAUGGGCGUCAUUGAGAAGUUCAUGCCGCUGGUCCUGGAGCGCGAGGACGACGGGAACAUGGCCCCCAUAGUACAGACCCAGGAGGCCACGUUCUGCUUCGUCAAGGUCAGCAAUCUCUACGUUGUCUCGGCCACCAGAAUCAACGCCAAUGUGACUCUCGUGUUCUCCUUCCUCCACAAGCUGGUGUCCGUGGCCUCAGAGUACUUCAAGGAGCUGGAGGAGGAGAGUAUUCGCGACAACUUUGUGAUCAUCUACGAACUCCUGGAUGAGCUGCUGGACUUUGGCUACCCCCAGACCACCGACAGCAAGAUUCUGCAAGAGUACAUCACGCAGGAGGGUCACAAGCUGGAGAUAGCGCCCCGCCCCCCCAUAGCUGUCACCAAUGCCGUGUCCUGGCGCUCCGAGGGCAUCAAGUACCGCAAGAAUGAGGUGUUCCUUGACGUGAUUGAGGGCGUCAACCUGCUGGCCAACUCCAACGGCAAUGUGCUGCGCAGCGAGAUCGUGGGCAGCAUCAAGAUGAGGGUGUACCUGUCCGGCAUGCCUGAGCUGCGCCUCGGCCUCAACGACAAGGUGCUGUUUGAGUCCACCGGGCGCGGGAAGAGCAAGAGUGUGGAGCUGGAGGAUGUCAAGUUCCACCAGUGUGUGCGUCUUUCAAGGUUCGAGAAUGACCGCACCAUCUCCUUCAUUCCCCCCGAUGGAGAAUUUGAGCUCAUGUCCUACAGGCUCAACACACAUGUCAAGCCGCUCAUCUGGAUUGAGUCGGUCAUCGAGAGGCACGCCCACAGCCGCGUGGAGUACAUGGUCAAGGCCAAGUCCCAGUUCAAGAGGCGGUCAACAGCCAACAACGUGGAAAUCAUCAUCCCGGUUCCUAACGACGCGGACUCGCCAAAAUUCAAGACCUCGGUUGGCUCGGUCAAAUACGCGCCUGAGCGGAACUGUAUCAUCUGGACCGUCAAGUCUUUCCCGGGCGGGAAGGAGUACUUGAUGCGCGCCCACUUUGGUCUGCCCAGCGUGGAAUGCGAGGACACCGAGGGGAAGCCGCCGAUACAAGUCCGCUUUGAGAUCCCCUACUUUACCACCUCUGGCAUUCAGGUGCGCUACUUGAAGAUCAUUGAGAAGAGUGGCUACCAAGCGCUGCCCUGGGUGAGGUACAUCACUCAGAACGGAGACUACCAGCUCAGGACCAACUAGACACACACACACACACACACACACACACACACACACAGCCGCAGAAACGUACAUACAUGGACCCACACACAUAGUCACAUACAAACAGACAGAUAGAGAGACAGACAUGGAAGAAAAUAAUGUGACUAAAAAGAGAGGAAAAAAUUAACACACACACACACACACACACACACACACACACACACACACACACACACACACAAGUGGACAUGAACAAUUACUGACACAAAAAGAAGGAAAGGAAAGAGAAAGAUUGAAAAGAAGGAAAGUAAAGAAAGAGAAGGGAAAAAGAAAGAAAUGAAGAAGAAAAAGGAUAGAAGGAAGGAAGGAAGAAGGGAAGAACAGAGAAAGAAAGGGAAUAAGAGGAAAGAAAAACUGGAAAAAAGGAAGGAAAAGGAGAAAAAUAAGAGUAGGAUGAUUUAGCAAAGAAACACACACACACACACACACACACACACACACACACACACACACACACACACACACACACUCAAAGGCUGUCUAAUCUCUCAAUGUGUUACAGAAAAUAUAUGUUGUUUUGUUAGUAUUACCAAGAACAAGGAAUUUAUUAUUAUUAUUAUUAUUAUUAUUAUUAUUAUUAUUAUUAUUAUUAUUAUUAUUAUUACUGUUAAAUUGAGACGUGUUAUUCUGUGUGUGUGUGUGUGUAUAUAUAUAUUUAUUACCAGUAGAUAACAUGUAUGCAUUCCAUCGUAUAAUACACACACACACACACACACACACACACACACACACACACACACACACUUACACAUUAUCAUAAGUAUAUCAUUAUUUUAUUAUUAUUAUGGUUGACAAUUAAACACAUACAAAUUUCUUUAUUAUUAUUAUUACUUUUAUUUCUGAUUGUCUUCGCUAUAGUUAAUGCUUCUUUGGUCAAGGUUAGUGCUAAAUAGAGCUCUCUUUAAUUUCUCUCUCUCUCUCUCUCUCUCUCUCUCUCUCUCUCUCUCUCUCUCUCUCUCUCUCUCUCU